CCCGGGACUUCAGUGAUCUGUCCGUGCACUGUACCGCUCAACAUUUCUUGUGGAAAUCUUGAGACAGGACAACAAACAGACUGUAUUGAGAGAGUCUACAGUUGCCAGUUUUGACGGGUCGGGCCCCCUACCCACAGCACCCCACCAUGCCUCUGGUUACGAGGAAUAUAGAGCCACGGCAUGUGUGUCGCCAGACCAUCCCUGCCAAUAUCCGCAGCGAGCUGGAAUGUGUCACCAAUAUCAGCCUGGCCAACAUCAUCCGCCAGCUCGGCAGCCUCAGCAAAUAUGCAGAGGAUGUGUUCGGGGAGCUGUUUGUGCAGGCUGGAGCAUUUGCGACCAGAGUAAAUACACUGGGAGAAAGAGUGGACCGUCUGCAGGUUAAAGUCACCCAGCUGGACCCCAAAGAAGAGGAGGUCUCUCUGCAGGCCAUCACUACCCGUAAGGCCUUCCGCAGCAGUGUGACCCAGGACCAGCAGCUGUUCACCAGGCCGUCUCUACCAGUGCCUGUGCAGGAUACCUACAUAACCUGUAAUCCGCCUCCACCCCUCAACUACCUCAGCCAAUACCGGGACGAUGGGAAGGAGGCGCUGAAGUUUUACACUGAUCCCUCCUACUUCUUCGACCUGUGGAAGGAGAAGAUGCUGCAGGACACCAAGGACAUCAUGAAGGAGAAACGCAAGCACAGAAAGGAGAAGAAAGACCAUCUGAACCAACGGACGCUCAAUCCAAGAAAGAUCAAGACCAGGAAGGAGGAAUGGGAACGCCGUAAAAUGGGGGAGGAGUUUGUGGUGCCAAAGAAUGAUCUGAUGAAUUCUUCUGAGGGUCUGAAUGGCAGCAUUGGAUCUGGAGAUGGCUUCAAUUCCGAAGGCCUCGAGCAGAGUACCAACUCCUACGCUUAUGAUCCUGGCUCGCCUCUCUCUCCUCCUGGCACUGAUGACUUCCUGCCUCCUCCACCUCCAGACAUGGCGUAUGAUGGCCAGUACGGAGCACCAGCCCAGAAGCGCGUCAGCAUGCUGAGUCCAAACCACCCACCUCCUGCUCCCCCCAUGGCCUCUUCCCCUCCCAGCUCUCGCCCCAGCCUCUCCCCUCCCCCUGCACCUCCUCCCCCUCCUCCAUCCUCUGGCUUCGGGGUCCCCCCACCUCCCCCUGGCUUCGACAGCCCACCUCCCCCUCCUCCGCUCUCCUCCUCUCCCACCUCCUACCCCUCCCCACCUGCUCCGCCUCCUCCACCUGCUAUGUCCGGUGUUUCUCCACCUCCUCCGCCACCUAUGCCUGCAGGUGGUGGUGGUCCACCACCCCCUCCUCCUCCUCCUCCUCCCCCUGGACCACCUCCCCCAUCCUUUGAGCACUCUGCUCCCCCUCCUCCCUCUGGUGGUGGGGCACCACCCAGUUCUGCUCCCAAACCUCAGCCAGAGCCUGCUGGUGAUGCUCGCAGUGAUCUGCUUCAGGCCAUCCGACAAGGUUUCAACCUGCGUAAGGUGGAGGCACAGCGGGAGCAGGAGAAGAGGGAUCACUUUGGCAAUGACGUGGCAGCCAUCCUGUCCCGUCGUAUCGCCGUGGAGUGCAGUGACAGCGAGGACGACUCCUCAGAGUUUGACGAUGACGAGUGGUCCGACUGAUCUUCAUCCCCUUUCUCCCUCACUACCACCUUGGUAUCUUCCCUCAGCCCUAAACAACAUCCGUAUAUUUCCAUUCAGAUUACGUUCUUAAGUACCAGAGAGACAGAGGUCCGUAUUCUGACCUAUUUCAAAUCACAUUCCUUGAACCAUUUAUUUUUAUUUAUCCAAAAUUAUUCCGAUCAGAGGUGCAAAAGUCCAAAGCUUGAUUAAAAUAGUGUGUGCCUGGUUGUGUGUCCUCAUUUGACAUUGCUUUCAUUGGAUGACACAGUACGGCAACCGAUGUUAGUGUUGUGUGACGUGAUGCACAUCUCACUGCUGAGUCUGUGCGUAAGCACAUCACCUCUGUCUGUAUCUUCGUGUCUCAUAGAAUCAGGUGCUCUCUGCUGUUGGCCAAAUGUCUGCUCUUAUCUGCUUUAGUAUAUCACGGCACAGGAUAACAGAGAGGGAGCACACACACGAGCGUGCAGCCUCUCACAUGCACAGUAUUUGUAUGUGCUCAGUGGGAAGACACGAGGUGUUGAUGUCAAAACAUUUUUUGCUCACUCAGAUUAUAUGAUAUAGAUGUAAGGUUUAUAUUACGUAUUGAAUCAUAUCCAAUUAUGAUAAUUAAGGCAAUCCUUUUAUAUUCCUUUAUCACUUAUCCUUUCUCCACUUUUGUAUUCAGUCUUCCUUCUUUUUGUGGUUGUCAUGGGAACAAUUCACGUGUGUAUGAGACAUGGUUGUAGUUUAUAACAAAUCCAUGAGUUAAUGAUUCAGUGUGACAGGGGAAGUAUUGGCUCAUGGCAGACACCUGGGGUGUUUGAGAUCAGCAUACUGAACAUAUGCAGAUAUUUCGCACAAAUAUGAUUCACUGUGUGUUUCUGUUAUGUAUUUCCUCCUGCUGUUUCUUUUUUUACUUUUCUGGGGAUCAGUAGGCUCUGAUGCUUUAAUGACUUUGCUCUGUGUAGAAUCAGGCAGCUGUUUGCCUGCUGCCUGAUAAGUGCCUUUUUUAUACUGCAUUUCAGUGUCAGUGCAGGUUUGUUUUGGUAUCCACACUGGUCACUGAUCAGCGUCUUCCUAAAAUAUUAUCAGCUGCCACGGACGAGUCAAAUGUAGAACUGACUGAUGUUUAGUGUGGACCACGUAUUUCUCAAGUGCCUUCUUGUUUUAAGUCUGCCUGUGUUACAGCACAAUCACACAGCAUGCAAAGCUUCUCCUGCCUUAAAUUUCCAAAUGAUUAUUUCAAUAAAGAUAGAGUGUAUUACAGUGA
Molecule: messenger RNA, 2868 nt
Organism: Epinephelus lanceolatus (giant grouper)
Lineage: Eukaryota; Metazoa; Chordata; Actinopteri; Perciformes; Serranidae
Gene: wasf2
Product: WASP family member 2
Biological process (GO): positive regulation of Arp2/3 complex-mediated actin nucleation; actin cytoskeleton organization
Cellular component (GO): cytoskeleton; SCAR complex
Molecular function (GO): Arp2/3 complex binding; actin binding; protein kinase A regulatory subunit binding
Source: RefSeq, a predicted model, not a curated record